AUGUGCCAACUGAUCAUCUUCUGGCACACCUGCAGCCACCUCAUCCUCACGAGUCUAAAAUGCCCCUUCGACGGCUGCACCACGCACGAAGAAGAAACCACCACCACCGCGCUCGUCGACUACCCCUGCUACCUCUGCAAGCAAGGCCCCGACCACCCCCAAUGGGAGCGAGUCUCACGCGUCCGAUCCGCCAUCCUCACCGUCGAGCACAUGGAAUGUAUCCUGGACGUCUCCUGCUACGACAACGACUUCCUGGCUCGAGUCGCGGGGUUCUACGCGCGCGGGGACCAUAAGCGCUGGGGCCAACCGGGGGAAGAUAAAGCGAAGUAUACCCAGAAGGAUUACUGUAUUGAGAGCUUGGAGCUGGAGGUGGCGCUGGCGGCGCGCGAGGAGAUGUCGGUUCCGACGAGUCCCGGGUUGAUGUUUGAUUUGGAGUUUGCGUUGGCGAAGAGGUUUGAUUUGGAGAAUUUGAAGACGCUGUUUUGGCCGCUGAAGGGGUGGAGGGAGCCGGGGAGUGCGUUUUAUUCGGCGUCGACUAUGUUGGGGUUGAUGCCGGCGGUGGGGGAGCAGGGCGCCUUGAAGAUGACUGCGUGUGAUGGGGACGAGAUUUAUGGGUGUUCGACGAGUGCCACAUCGCUAUCUCUAUGCCAAACCAACAACACCUGGAACACCUCUUUCCCCGAGACUGCCUCCUCUCCGGCCACCGACUGGAUACAGUUGCAGGACAACAACCACAUGCCUGUAUCUGUGAGCGAAGCGCAAGGCCCUUUGAUAUCCGACAAACUCUUCGGUUUCGACGCAUACGGUUUGAACGGCGCCAUACUACCAGAUUUAUGUUCAGCUGUCCAGAUGAUUGAUAUGGGAACUCCCACGCCAGCAAGCACCGUGCUGCAGGACCCUGUCGAGUCUUACCAAAUGACAGAGGCAGCGACAGCGAUAGCUCACCCUCAUCUCACUUACCAUGUACCGGCUAAUGGGGCCAAUAUCUCGUACUCUGCAGGUGAUCCCUACCAAGUCUUUGACACCUCUUUACCUGCACCCCCCGGAUGCGAUAUACUCCCAUUCGGAUACGGAUACACCACCCCCGUCUUACAGUCGAGACCGAUGUCUAGCAAUGCGAGCACCAGCAUGAGUCCGAUGUCUCCUCAGCGUUGCCCGACGGAGCAGCAGCAGCAGCAGCAACAGGACCAGCCAAUAUCGACCCAGAACCCCUUCGGAUACGGAAGUUCUCACCAGUUCCUCUCGGCCUUGAUACCCAUGUAUCGAGCUCAAGCUCAAACCCAAGCCCAAGCACAGACACUCGCCUAUCAAGCACUCCCAGUCCCACUGUCACAGCAACUACAGUCCCAGCAACCACAAGCUCAGCCAAACCACCAAACCCAACCCAGAAUACCCACCCCCUCUCCCAAAAGAACCACCCGAAAACCGCGCCUCAGCGGCAGCAACCUCUUCCGCUCUCACGGGCCACCCAACGAACGUUAUCUAACACCUUUGCCUUACAAUCCAGCGACCCCCGUGAACCAGAUGUAUGAGACACCUGACGAAACGACAUUUUCUACCCCCGUGAUGAGUACUAAGGGUCUGAAUAUGAGUAACAGUUCAGAUGUGGAUAUGGAUAUGAAUACGGAUACAAAUAGCGAGAGUCCUUCGCCUUCUACGCGCAGAAGAAAACGGACAAUCACAGCUACAGUCACACCCACACCCACAGACAAAGACCAAAUGGAAGCAUCAACCCGGAAGACCGCGAUCCCGCAGCUCCAUGGCCCUUUCGAGUAUUGUGCGUUGGUACGCGGUGGUAACGAUAGCAGUGGACGAAGAGAAGCACGAGGAGACGGAACAGGGGGAGGCAUAGGGCUAGGAAUCGCGAACCUUCCCUCCCAAGAUCAUGGCGCUAUCUCAGCUCCAAGCAUUGGCAUUGGCAUUGGUUCUGUUUCUGCUGGCCCUGGGGCUGGUCCUGUUUGUGGUCUUGGCGUUGACCCUGUCCCUAUGAUGAUGAUGCCGAUGUCGAUACCGAUGUCAAUGCCGAGGACGCCCCAGCGUGUCCCGGUCCCCAUGGCUAGAACACCCGUCAUGACGCAGUCGACGUCGAUCAAGAAUGUGAAUGUGACACCGGGUUUGAGUGGAGGGAGGAAACGGAAACGGGACCACCCGGGGGGUUUUUCGGGCUAG
Messenger RNA from Aspergillus melleus, 2169 nucleotides. RefSeq lists its product as uncharacterized. Bases 1 to 2169 code for a protein of 722 amino acids. The record is from RefSeq and is a predicted model, not a curated record. Lineage: Eukaryota; Fungi; Ascomycota; Eurotiomycetes; Eurotiales; Aspergillaceae. The transcript has 3 exons.